Molecule: messenger RNA, 2034 nt
Organism: Fusarium venenatum
Lineage: Eukaryota; Fungi; Ascomycota; Sordariomycetes; Hypocreales; Nectriaceae
Source: RefSeq, a predicted model, not a curated record
AUGCGUUUAUUGAAAGGCCUUGUCAUAGGUCUCCUCAUUGAGAGAGGUCUAGGCCAAACCGAUGCACCUUCGGCAGGUGACGAUGCUGUAGCUACUGUUGCAGAUCCUCCUACCGAAACAGGUGGGGCAGAUGUCCCAGUUCCUGAGCCAUCAGCCGGAGGCGGUGGAGAUAGCGGUGGAGACGAAGAACCAACAUCCGAUCCUAUUCCUGAUCCAGAACCAGAGCCAGAGCCCUCUUCCGGUGACGGCGCCCGAGCCCCUGCCGACGAAUCCGCUCCGGUCGAACCCUCCACGGAGCCCUCAGAACCUUCCGAUGAUGAACAGCCCAGUGCCACCAACGACCCUGAGCCUACAGAUGCCGAUACCGAUCCUUCUCCCACCGAUGCAGGGCCUACAGAUGUUGAUGUUGAACCAUCUCCCACAGACGGCCCAGAACCUACAGAUACAAACGGUGAGGAACCUAUCGCAACCAAUAGUGAACCCGAUAUUGUUCAAAGUGAUGCUCUGAACUCUGCGCCGGAAGAGGCUAAACCCGGACCAACAGAAACUGGCCAAGAUGACCCAGUAUCUACUCCUGAGGCCUCUGAUCCACCACCGGCUCUUUUGCCUACCGUGACACCUGGUGAUUCAGUGACUGAAACUCCAGAUGAGCCUACAGCUGACUCAGGAUCAGAAGAUCAAUCAUCAAAUACCAGAGCAGAACUUAUAGGACCAACCUUGACUGGAGGCGAUGACGAACCAAUUGUUACUAAUGCAGAGCCCACAAGCGCUGCUUCAGAUGUUACUAACAACGACGAAGACGGCAAUUCAGGUACGAACAGUCCAAUAGCUUCGCCCACUGCACCUUUGGAAACGGAAGGCGAUCAAAACCAACCUGAGACCCCCUCUGAGACUGGCAAUGACUCCCCUACCGAGACCGAUAGUGAUGAACCAUCUGCGGAUAGCGAUAGUCCCAAGACGACAGACCUUCCAGAUGAGCCCCAAAAGACCCAGGAUACAGACUCUGACCCAGAUACCAUCUCAACAGGAUCCGAUAAUAAACCCCCCAAGGCGUCUGCCCCUGCUGCCACUGGUAAAGAUGGCUUCACCACGGUUACCGGUUCGAAACCUGCCCCAACAGGAGAGGCAUACGAGGUUCCCGUUGAUUUGGAAGAAGACACCAAGCUUGGUGACUAUGCCGAGUUCAAGGAAGCUUCCAAUGGCGAACAGGCCGUACUACUCAAACCCCCACCAAACGGCAAAGCAAACUGCGAGAUCGCACCCACUGGCGGUGAGGUUGAUAAGAUCCCUGCCGGCGAAUACAUCCGCGUUCUUCUUUCCGUCAAAGUAGACAGAAUCGGCUCUGUUAACUCCAAGGAUGGCAAGACUGGAUCUCGGCUCAAGAUGUUGGUCGAUGAGAACACGGUCUACGACAAGGAGCUUAUUUCCAAGGGUGAUGGCGAUGAUUCGCAGGACAUCGAAAGUGAUCCCUUCGAGUCUGCCAAGAACCAGAAAAUCCGCAUGAUUCAAGAGUGUGGAGAGGAGCCAGUUGAACUCACGAUUGAGGAUGCGAAUAUUAGGGUUGCCAGGAGUGACAAGAGUGGUGGACGUGGAGGCGGAGGCGGAGGAGGGAAGGAUGAUGGUGGUAGCGGCUCCGGGUCUGGGUCCGGUGACAAAGAUGGGGAUGAUGAUUCUGGUAGUGGUGGGGACUCAAGUGAUGGUAGUGGAAGCGGCAGCGGCAGUGGUUCUGGAAGUGGUUCAGGCAGCGGGGACAAGGGUAGUGGCGGUGGAGAUGGUGGAAGUGAUUCCGGAAGUGGUUCAGGCAGCGGGGACAAGGGUAGUGGCGGUGGAGAUGGUGGAAGUGAUUCCGACUCUGGCUCAGGCUCUGGUUCAGGUUCCGGUUCAGGCUCAGAUUCUGGGUCUGGUUCUGGAGCUGGGGACGCAGCAUCGCCAUCAGCGACCACCGUCGGCGAGGGUCAGACCAACAUCGCUGGAAAGACUCAAACGCUUUCCUGGGGUAACCUCCUGGAAUUACUGAGCUUGGAAGGGGAAUGA